Messenger RNA from Octodon degus (degu), 3645 nucleotides. RefSeq names its product HEAT repeat containing 4 (gene Heatr4). The record is from RefSeq and is a predicted model, not a curated record. Gene Ontology annotation, molecular function: oxidoreductase activity. The transcript has 16 exons. NCBI's taxonomy places the organism in Eukaryota, Metazoa, Chordata, Mammalia, Rodentia, Octodontidae. The coding region runs from base 331 to 3546 and encodes 1071 amino acids.
AGAGAAAGCCCCACUGGCUGGAGGGAAGAUCAUUCAGAGAACAGGAAAGGGGGCUGGCCAGCUCAAGCCAGGCCCACAGGUUGGGACAAAGUCCUAGGGCGAGGUCCUCCUCACGGAAAACCAUGAGUGCCAGGCUGAGCUGUUUGUGUUUUAUACUUAAGCCUUUGAACAGAGACAAAGCAACAUCUGAAUAAAACUAGGAAAGUGGGGCGCUAUUAAAAAGCCCGCACAAGGAGCUCUGGGGCCAAAUGUGAGACCUGGAAGCACGGGCCUGAUACGAGAAAUACUUAGAAUGUUGUACCAUGUCUUUCUUCUGUUCUUCUGAUCCACAUGGCUCUCCUUCCCAUCACUCUCCCGUUCUCAUCUGUCCUCCAAGUGCUUCUCUUUCUGCACUGCUAUGGGCUUUCUGCUGACCUCCACUGUCACCAGCUGCUCCUAUCACCUUCCCAGGUACCCAGUCACAGCUGCAGCCCUGCCUUUGGACCAGGUAGUGUGGAUGGAAGGGAGCAUUUUCUGGGGACCAAUAUGACUGCGCCCCCAGAGGAAAAGACAGCUCCCACCCAGCCUCAGCCACCCAACCCAAGGCUGGGGUGGGGUAUGACUUUCUGCUUCUCAAAGCCGAAGGACAAGGAGGCGUGCACUUCCAUAUCUGGCGUGCCUCCCGUCUUCCACUUCUGUCCCCAGCACCAUACACAGCUCAAGAGCAGGUACCUGAAAAAGGCUGCAGCAAACCUGUCCUUCUCUGCAGAGGUGAUGUGGCAGCGAGGGCUUCCCAGCAUGCCUUACAGCCAGUACAGCUUUGACCACCUCUACAACACAGAUGACAUUGUCCAGCCUGCCCACAUCAAGAAGGCCCAAUCUGAGAAACCUGUCCGCUUCCGGCUCCUCCAGCCCUCCAGAGCCUUGAUGGGAGACACCUCCCAGGCUGGGAAGACAGAAAGCUGUGCCCAUUUUGAAAAGAAGCAAAAGAAACCCCAUUCAGAAAGUGUGGUCCAGAAAUCACCUCACUGUCUCAUGCCUUCUCCCCACAAGGACCCAGAUGCUCUGGAAUUGUCACUUUCUCCAGAUGUGGAAAGGGAAGUCUGGCUUCCGCCUGCUGAGAGAGAGGCCAGAGCCUGGGAGGCCAUUGUGCUGGAAAAGCUGAACAAGCGCACAGCCCGAUGGAUCCAGAACAAGUGUCCUGGGAGGCCCGGAGCGUCUCCCAACAAGUGGCAGAGCUUCUUGCACCAGCAGUACGACUGGAGCCACAUCCGGGAUGAACUCACCUCAGCCAGUGACCUGGAGCUCCUGAACCAGCUGGAAGCAGAAGAGACAGCCGAGUUUGAGGGGCGAGAUGUCACCCUGCUUCCCCAGGAAGAAAAGCAGCCAGAGCUGCUGCUUCCUGUUUACUACAGACUGCCCAGCUACUCUCCAGAAGUGCAGACGGUUGAAAGCUUGCCCAGCAGGAACGCAACAGCUGAGGAUAUCAAGGAAAAGAGAAAAACCUUCCAGCCCCCAAAGCAGAGCUGCUUCCGUCAGGUGACUCCCCAAGCUGGAAAGUUUGCUUACUCCACAGACAACACGUUUGAACAGGAGAUUUACUUCGAUGGAGUCCGGAUCAUCCACCACAUUGGUGGGAAAAGAGACCAGAUUUUCCUGGAAAACCUCAAUCAAUAUGACAAGCAGCUACGCAAGAUCUUCCCUGAAACUCCGGAAAAGUGGAGUUUCCAGCCUGUUCCUGAAGCAUCUUGUAGGCCGGUGAAAGGAGCCCCACGCUGGACUGCUCUGCCCACGCCAGCCCGGGAUCUGCUGCUGCAGCACAUGGGUGAGGAGGAUGUUUCCACCAAGACCAGGAAAUCCAAGAAGCGGGCGAAAUCACUGGUGGAGGAUGUGGCCUGGGAACUGGUGGUCCUGCGGAGGAUGCUUCGGGAGUGGAAGACCGCCUGGGGUCUGAACACAGUCAUCGAGUGGCACCAUGAGACAGUGGAGAGCCUGACGCGGGGGAUAGAAGAUAGGUGUGCCCACAUUCGGAUCCAGGCUGCCAUCACGUGUGCCACGGCUGCUCUGGAACGGCCCCGGACUGCCACCAGCCCAAGGGACUCAGACCAGGGGGCUAUGAAAGCCCCGUUAAUAAAGGACUUGCCAGAGGCUCUGCAGCCUUCCCUGGAGGCUGCUCUUUGUGACAAGAACGUCAAUGUGAGGAUGGCAGCAGCACUGUGCCAGUAUGCCACACAGUCGCAUAACCCCCUUGCCCAGGACAUCAUGGAGACAGCUCUAGUGAAGGGUAACAGUGCAGACAGCUGGGCUGCAGCUCAGUGCUUGGCUGUUGAAGGUAAUGCCACUUACCCAGUGAUUAAGAGGAUCCUCCACCAGCUGUUUAACAAGAAGACUGAGGACACUGAGGACCAGUCUUGUAUCCUCCUGCGUCAUCUCAGUGGAAAGACAACCCUGAUACAUACCAUGCUUGCUGUGGAGCUGAACAGCCAUCAGUGGAAGGACCGGGCAAUGGCCUGCCGGGUCUUUGCCAGGAUCACUGGAAACGUCUGUUUAGACAUGAAACACAAGCUGAUCCAGCUGAUGUGGGAUGACUGGAAUAAGGAAGUGAGGCAAGCGGCUGCCCGCGCACUGGGGCAAAUGAGCCUUGGGAAAGAGGUACAUGAUGCGAUUAGGGUUAAACUGGUUGAAGGAAAUGCCCAGGAGCGUGUGAAAGCACUCUCCCUGAUAGGUGGGCUCAAGCUCAUGACUGUCAAGCUCCUUCCAGGCUUCCUGCACUGCUUCUCUGAUGAAUUCGUGGCAGUUCGGCAGGCAGCGUGUUCGGCAGCAGGUGCCCUGCAGAUCCGCAACAAGAUGGUGCUUGAAUGCCUCCUGAAUCUGAUGCAGACAGAUCCUUUUUGGAAAACCAAAGCUUUUGCCAUUCGAGCUGUGGGGCAGAUUGGGGAAGUAAAUCCCCAGGUGGCUGAUCUCCUGCUCUGGGCCGUCCACUAUGAGGAAUCGCCAGGUGUACGACUGGAAGCAUGCCGUAGCAUCCUGGCCCUCAAACUUCAAGGGGACAGAGUCAGGAACACCUUCCUAGAUGUGCUGCUUCUGGAGAGUCAUGAAGCUGUUCUCAAGGAAAUUUACCAGGCAAUGAAGAUGCUCAGCUUAGGAAAUGAAGAAUAUGAAGAAAUGGUCCAGGAGGUCAAGAACAGGAUUGAAACUCUAAACCAAAAGGACUUGCUGACGCAGAAAAUAUUCAAGAUGGAGAGAGUCAUAGGAAAAGUGAAAGAAGCAGCAAAACGUGUUUACUCACAACCCAAAAAAGGGCAAAAACAAUUGAAACUCCAUACUUUCCUCCAAGAAACUUUUCAGGAUGAGGUGGUUCUUCCCAGAAGACCGUCUGAGGUUUGUGACAUUGAAGCAGUCAUAAAGCCUGUGAAGCCACGCACACCAAAUCCCUGGUCACAAAGUCCAGUCCUAGAUCUAAAGGCACAAAACAGACGUCACUUGUCAUUUGUCAAAGAUCUACGCACUGCCCGGGAAAAAAGGAUUGCUAUGGGGCCGUUUGAAUCUCACACCUCAGGUCUUUAAGUGAGAUAAUAUUCGGAAGAUUUUUUUUUUUUCCAACACGGCUUCUCUCUCUGAAAGGAAAGGUACUUCAUCAGGCUGAAUCCUGCUCUUGCUCCAAGA